UGUGAUUAUUGUAAAAUUUGUUGAUUUCCUUUAGAAAUUAUUAAAUAUGAGUGAAAAGAUUGUGAUACUAAGUAUUAACGGAAAGAACACGUCUAAAGUGCAUAUAGAUCUUCCAGGGGACAUUUCCGAUUUACUAAAAAUUGCUUCUAUUAAGUUGAAUAUAGCAGCACAGAAAAUAUUCUUAGAAGAUGGAACAGAAAUCAGUGAUAUUAAGUUUAUUCGCAACAAAGAUUUGUUGUAUUUUUCAGAAGGUGAAGAUUUUAAACAAGCUCAACUUACAGUUAGCAAUGACCAUAGUUCAGAUUGGAUUACUUUAAAUGUAGGGGGAAGGUGUUUUACUACAUCUAAACGAACUUUAACAAAUAGUGAACCAUCGAGUAUGCUUGCAAGAAUGUUUUCAGAAGAUAUAGAAGGAUAUUUAUUUACACCAAGCAGUAUUGAUAAAGAUGGAGCCUAUUUAAUUGAUAGAACACCAACAUACUUUGAACCUUUAUUGAAUUAUCUUCGUUGUGGACAGUUAGUCUAUGAUAAAAAUGUUAAUCCAGAAGGAAUCCUCGAGGAAGCUAAAUUUUUUGGUAUUGAAUCAGUAAUUCCCUUAUUGGAACAGAUUAUUUCAAAAGAGAAGCUCAAUAGAGAUACACUUCCCCUUACUCGUAGAGAUGUAAUUGAAGCUUUAAUAAAGAGCCCCCAUUCUGCGGAACUGAGAUUUCAGGGAGUAAACUUGUCAGGGUCUGAUUUGAGUAGACUUGACUUAAGGAAUAUUAAUUUUAAAUAUGCCAACUUACAAGGAUGUAAUUUAAUGGGAGCAAAUUUGAGCUGGUGUUGUUUGGAAAGAGCUGAUCUGUCACAUGCUGUAUUGGAUACUGCUCAAUUGUUGGGUGUUAAAAGUUUGUGUGCCAAUUUUGAAGGAGUAACUAUGAGAAACUGCAAUUUUAAAGAUCCAGCAGGAAGUAGAGCUAAUAUGGAAGGUGUUAAUCUCAAAGGUGCAAUUUUAGAAGGUAGUGAUAUGGGUGGAGUGAAUUUGAGAGUUGCAACUUUAAAACAUGCCAAUUUAAAAAACUGUGAUUUAAGAACUGCUGUACUUGCUGGAGCAGACUUAGAGAAUUGUGAUUUGUCUGGGAGUGAUUUACAUGAAGCCAACCUGAGAGGAGCCAAUCUCAAAGAUGCCGCAUUUGAAUUGAUGUUGACUCCUCUACAUAUGUCUCAGACCAUACGGUAGUUAGCGUUGUUAAGAAACAGCGUUUGGGAAAAUACACCACGAAUUUAACGUAAAAUCAUAUAUGUAUGAUUCUUAUCCUUUUUUAAAUCAUCUAUAACAGUUUAGAACUGGAUACCAUAUGUUAAAAUGAUUAUAUAU
Diabrotica balteata is the source of this 1357-nucleotide messenger RNA. NCBI's taxonomy places the organism in Eukaryota, Metazoa, Arthropoda, Insecta, Coleoptera, Chrysomelidae. The record is from the annotation of a GenBank genome assembly.